Arachis ipaensis is the source of this 421-nucleotide messenger RNA. NCBI's taxonomy places the organism in Eukaryota, Viridiplantae, Streptophyta, Magnoliopsida, Fabales, Fabaceae. The record is from RefSeq and is a predicted model, not a curated record.
AGUUCUAUUUCGUAUUUGAAUUCUGUACUUCUGUACUUAGUGUAAAUCCAUUGUUUUCUUUUGCAUUGUUAGUGUCUAGAGAAAAUGAGUUAUUUGGGUGUAGGUGUUAGUCCUGGAACAGUUCCAGUGUACCAUAUCACAAACCUGAAAUUAUUGGAUAAGAGGAUCAAGAUAGCUGAUUUGGUGUUAAGGUUUAUGAUUCUUGGUCUUAGAGUUGUUGCAGCUGUUCUUAUUGGAACUGAUUCACAAGUGAAGGUGUUUUUCUCCUUUGAGAAGAAAGCUAAAUUCACUGAUGUUAAGGCUUUGGUAUUCUUGGUAGUUGCUAAUGGUUUGGCUGCUGGAUACUCUUUUAUUCAAGGACUCUGUUGUGUUGUGUGUUUGGUUAGGGGAAGUGUUCUCUUCAACAAGCCUUUAGCUUGAG